Molecule: messenger RNA, 5542 nt
Organism: Plutella xylostella (diamondback moth)
Lineage: Eukaryota; Metazoa; Arthropoda; Insecta; Lepidoptera; Plutellidae
Gene: ca
Product: RCC1 and BTB domain containing protein claret
Molecular function (GO): protein binding
Source: RefSeq, a predicted model, not a curated record
AUUGUUCUUGACUUGAGUUAUUCCACCGACCGUCAGUUUGUGGUACCUGUGACCAACCUGUGACCGAUAUGAUUGGCGGAAUUGACUAUUAUUAGUAAGUGACAUGACAGGUUGUGACAGGGGCCGUCAGUCAAAAGCAAAGCAGCCCAAAAUCUUUAAAAAACACUGCAAUAAGUGUUGUGUUGUGGUUAAUAUUUGUGUGAUUCCUAAAACUAAACUGAAUGAAAUGAAGAAUAGUGUAACAGAAAAUACAUUAUUUACUUAAUAAAGUAACAUUUCCUUCAAGCAGCAAGAUGUCUUCGAAUCCACGAAGUGAUACACUAGACUUUAGCAGUCUCUUCAAAUUGGAUGCUUUGGCUCAUCUCGACGUCACAGCUUAUAGCUUCUACGAAGUUGGCUUGAAAAAGUUUCUAGUGUUAUCCAGCGAAAAGAAGUUGAUAUUCAUUUACAUUGACCCACAAAGUGAGCAGUCAGAGUUAUCUUUUGACUGGGAUAAUCAACCAAUUCACUGCAUAUGCUUUGAGCCCAGUGGCACCUGGGCACUUUGCGUCACAGAAGGAGAGACAUAUCUCUUGCCCUUCUUGCCUCUCUUUUGGCCAGGCAAUACUUUUGACCAGAAAUGGUCUCAUACGGACCGCACAGUUUUGUCCAUACCCAAUCUUUGUAAACCAACCACUGUGGUAUGGUGGCUCACCAAAGAAUCAGACAAUAUACUGAUAAUAGGAUCUAAGAUUGGUAUAAUAACAUUUUAUUCUCUUGAAACUCAAAGUGUUGUUGGGGAAAGCAAAGUUUCAGAUGAAAUAAAAGACUUGCAAAUAUGCUUUGAUGAUUCUUUGGAUCUACUGACACUACUGAUUACGGGCAUCAAGUCACAACAAUGGAAGUUAGUCCUGGAGCACAGAUCAUUCGGCUACAACUGGCUGCAUCAGCAGACAAAAGCCGACUUCAGCAGGCGAGAUGGCUUCAUGUCUUACAUCAAACAACUCUCAAAAGACAAAAUUACACUUUUCACACAAGGAUCUUCAAAAGAUAAUAAGCAGUCAGUGGAAUAUGUGUUAAAGCCAACAGAAUAUCUGCCAAACUUCCGAAAGGGAUCAAACAACUGGGCCUUGACUUCUCAGUAUGUGAAUGGAAGACACUUUCUCACGGCAUUGGAGACUAAUGAAGGCACUUUAAUUUUGGAGAGUCCUGAACAAGACGUGCCAUCGCGUACGCUACGCCCCAUAAUACCCAAGGACGCAGGAUAUGAGCAAGGUCUCUGGUCUCCACGGGUCAUUUACCUAGCAAAGAAGUCUGUCAUAGAAGUUCACAGCUCAUCAUUCUCAGUUAUCCAGGGCGACGGCCUGCUAGGCACUCGAGAGCAAACCCUCCUAUGGAGCGCCGAGUUACCUGGUUCCAUAAUGCACAUAUACACGGUGUGGCCGCGACAGCAGCCCGCGGCGGGCGGCGGCUGGCGCGAGCCCACCUUCAUGUGCGACCUGCAGCUGCCGCGGCUCGCUCUGCACCAGUGCCUCGUUGUUACUACUGAAGGCGCCUAUAAGCUGACUACGCUCUCAGACCCGUCGGAAUGGCUAGUCAGCAUGAUAAUGCGCGGCGGCGCGGGCGCGGAGCAGUCAGCAGCGGCGCUGGGCGCGCCCGUCCCGUUACUACUAGCAGCCGCCGCCGACAUGUUGCUGGCGCGGGGCAAGCCGCAGCCCGCCCAGUACCUCUACCAGCUGUCCAAGUGCAACCGCGACGGCUGGGCGGCGCGCCUGGGCGUAUUCGGGCGCUUACAAGAACUCGCUAACUACAAGCAAUGUGCCGGCGCGGAGUGUGCUCUAGGAAAUGCAGCCGUCACUAUCAAACUACUGGCCAGUCUGUUGAAGACGGCUAACAAUGUGGAGGAGAAGUUUGAUACGAGCGUCAAACUGACUGAACUAACUUCAGUGGAGCUAGAGGAGCUGUGUUCAGUGGCCGCCGCAAUCGGCUUGUGGGACCUUGUCCCAACAUUCAGCGUCCACCGCGGCAACCCGAGUGUGCUCCUUAAAGCUAUGGAGUCAAGGUCGAAACUCUGUCGGGGCGCUUUCAACUGUCUUUUGAGGCAACGCAGCGUGGUUCCAUUGCUUUUGGAAGAAGACGGGCAGUGGUUAUUGGAUUUUAUAACGGAGAACUGUAAAACUUUUGAUCUUAAAAUUUUGAAGUGUCUGUGCAUAUGGCUGUGUCCUUUACAAGAGCAGCUUAGCCCAGUACUGCGCGACUUGAAGCAGGGAAUCGCGACCACUUAUACACCAAGAAUGCAAGAGCUAAUAUCAACCUUCAUGCAUGUAGCCUGUGCAGCGGCCUCACACAUGCCAACUACAGAAAUAAACGCAGAAGUGACAGAACAUACAGAGACAUGGACCAAUCAGUUUCAACCGCGCAGAGCGUUGAGUUGCGGGCUCGCGCACUGGGCCGUGGUCGAUGAUGGAAGCGCAAAGAUAAUGCUGGCUGAUACUCCGAUUGAUACGGAUCUGAUUGGAAGAGUUAUUAGCGUGGCUUGCGGGAGACAUCAUACGCUUGUGCUCACUGAGAAUGGGAUAUACUCAGCCGGCGACAACUCAUACGGCCAGCUCGGCGUCGGGUCCGCCUGGGCGGGCGGCGUGGGCGACACGGCCUCCGCCCACGGCGCGCUGCGGGCCGUGCCGGGCGCGUGGCGCCGCGUCGCCGCCGCCGCCGCCGGCCACUACCACUCCGCCGCCGUCGACCAGGGCGGCCUGCUGUACACGUGGGGAUGGGGCGUCCACGGCCAGCUGGGACUCGGUACGAUCGAUGAUGAGUGGACUCCACAACUAGUCACGAGGUUACAAGGAAGGAAGGUGCUCCAAGUAGGAUGCGGCGCAUGUCACACAGCCGUCCUGGUAAUGAACGGGUCAGUAUUCGGGUUCGGCGCGUCGGUGUUCGGGCAGCUGGGCCUCGGACGCCGGGACAAGAGCUGCGUGCCGCUGCCGGUGACGCUGCCUGACGGCGUCGCCAGCAUCGCCGUCGGGUACUUCCAUAAUUUGGCGCUAACCUCAAAAGGCCAGCUAUACGUGUGGGGCGGUUCCCCCCAGAACAUCCGGGCGGCGAACGCGCGGCGCUCCCCGCCCGCCGACAGCUCCCCGUGCGACCCGCAUCUGCUGCCCAGACUAGUGGAUACUAGCAACGUGCAGGGGACUAUUGUGCAGAUGUCAGCCGGCUGGCACCACUCCUGUAUCAUCAACAACGCUGGGACCCUUUACUCCUGGGGAUUGAACUUCGACGGACAACUCGGAAUGGGUGAUCGCAAACUGGUCCACGAUCCGACAGAAGUGCGCAUGGCCAAAGACACUCCCGUAGACAGCGAGCCGAGCAAGAAUCGCUCUUCGCCCAGUAACAACAAGGCUGAGAGUGCUAAGACACCGGAUGCCGAUAUUGGGGAUAAACAAACUAAAGCUCUGGUCUCGUGUGGAGGAGACUUUACGAUUUAUAUCGAUGACGAUGGCCGGGUGUUUGCCGCUGGAAACUCUCAUAUUGAGAUAAAGAAAGAACCAUCAAAACUACAAGACAGAGUGAUCAUGAUGAAGACGACAAAACGAGUGAUCAAGAUCCCGGCGAGCCGUAGCAACAACAAGUUCCUUUGUUUCUCCCCCAUAGACCGCGUAGACAUAAUGUUCCCAUUCAACUUGGACAAUAUGCACCGCGCCCCGAUCAAACCACUACAGAACCCACUCACAUCGCUCGCAGACUUUAAGAGAAACAGCUGGCCCGACGAAAUAAUACACGCUCUACAACCCUGGAUAAAAGAAGACAGCUUGACCAACAACUACAAUAUGGCCGCAAAAUUAGCAUAUAGAAACAAGAAAUACUCGGACUGUCUCAAAUAUUUACUUGAUAACCUUAUCAAAGCAACUCAUAAGAAUGAUUUAUAUCUCGCUCACACCCAGCUUGAUGUAGAUUCAAAGGAAGAAUCAAUGAAAAGAGAUGAGCGCAAAAUCGCCGUCACAAAUGUAAUGUCGAAACGAAUCAAGGAAAUAUCCCUUGCAAUACUCAAUGAGCAGGAAUUUCCAGUCAUCACUCCAGCGACUUACAAACAACUGCCUUGUUGUUGUGACGAGGUCAAGUGCCUGCCAAUGAAACCCAUCGAUACACCAACAGAUAACAAUGACGCAGACAAAGAUGUAUCGAUUGAAGCAGCAGAAAUAAUCGAUAAAUGCAUGAACUUGUUCCCGGUCGAUUCAGUAUUGUGGGAAUUCUGCUUCCGAUACGCAAAGAACUUUUACUUGGAUAAUAACCUGUCUAUUACAGAGUUAGAGUCAGUUUUGCAGAAGUGCAUGAAGAGAAAUGUAUCGGCUAUGGCAGCGGCGAUUAUGUACUCAGACGAUUGUGCGCAAUACGACAAGAUAUUGUCUCCUAAAUUUUUCCUGAACAUGAGCAGUGAAAUUAUGGACACAUGGGGAUAAGUGUGAACACUGAAGUUUUAAAUUGGCGUACAAAAUAUUCUGUCGUAAGUUAUGCAGACAUGGAUGUGUCCGUAAUUUCGAUAAUUUAUCAGAAAAAGGACGCGAACGCAAUGAGUGUCUUAGAGAGUUUGACUGUCUGGUCUGUUUAUGUGAAACAGAUAAAUGAACGUUGAAUAAAGUUGAUAUUGUAUUGAACAUAUCGAAAGAGCUGUCCGUAAAGUAAAUAUACCAUUGUAAAGGUAUUAUUUAAUUGGCCUAUGUAGGUUGUGUAUCCAGGAAAGUUAUACAUUGUGUAUUGAAUGUACCUUUAUUUUAGUGUUAUAUUUGUGGUUGCUAACUUGACAAAAUAGACCACAAUUUUUGCUGUGCAAUAGUAUUCACAAAGACCGACAUCACAUUGUCAGUUAAGAUAAGGUAGUUGUUAGUAUUUUAUUCGUCCGCUACUUGUGAGUGAUAUAGCUACUUGUAAUUUUACACCAAUAGCCAUUUUCAGCCGCCUAUGCAACACACAAUUAAUUAUAUUACAAUGUUUUUGUCAGUGUUUUUCAAUCUACAUACGUAUAUUUUGAUAUCGUGAAUCGUGAUCCAUAUACUGGUUAGAAAAAUAAUGGACAUAAUGAAAAACACUAGUUUAGGAAAACCAUAUGAGAUUUUUUUUGUGCCAUAAUCUUUGUUUCUAGAUAAAAUUAGCCAUUACGUGAAAAAAAUGGGACGGUAAAAAUCAAUUACAGGGAGAUUCAAGUUCAUUUACAGCUUAUAGAAAGCUUAAACUUAACUAUUUAGAUAAAGCUCUCUUAUCUACGUGCUUCUACCUUCUAUAGAGGUAUUGAAUAAAGCUUAUUGUGUUUUUGAAUAGGUUUGUAUUCUUUUACUUUGAUCUAGAACAAAUGUAAAAACAAUAAUUUAGUAUUAGCUCUUACUUAAUUUAAUUGUUUUACACCGUGUUAAUAUUGAUUCUAUAGUAAUGUUGUGUAUAGCUCUUUUUAUUAUUAAUUUGAGCUAUUAUUUCUAGUCAUUAUGUUUGUAUUUGUAUACUGUUAUACAUUUAUGUUAGUUUUUGACGCGGAUUGUUAUGUAUUGCAAAUAAAAUAUCGCUUUUACUAAUA